Arabidopsis thaliana (thale cress) is the source of this 225-nucleotide messenger RNA. Its product is annotated as Defensin-like (DEFL) family protein. The record is from RefSeq and is marked reviewed. NCBI's taxonomy places the organism in Eukaryota, Viridiplantae, Streptophyta, Magnoliopsida, Brassicales, Brassicaceae. Bases 1 to 225 code for a protein of 74 amino acids. The transcript is spliced from 2 exons. Gene Ontology annotation, cellular component: extracellular region.
AUGGCCAAGCCUUGUGCUGCAUUUCUUGUCUUCCUCUGCCUUUCCAUGCUCAUCCUGUCAAUCCCUGAUAUUAGUUGCCAGAUGAACGAUUGCGACUGCGACCACGACCACAGAUGCGGUGAGUGGGAAGAUGAGAGCCAUGGGAAUUGCAAACAACACCAUCUCCGAGUCGUUUGCACAUGUACCUUGGACUGUCUUGAUAUUUCAUCUACGUCGAACGCAUAA